This is a messenger RNA of Pistacia vera, 1987 nucleotides long. RefSeq names its product probable GMP synthase [glutamine-hydrolyzing]. The transcript is spliced from 5 exons. Bases 161 to 1393 code for a protein of 410 amino acids. Lineage: Eukaryota; Viridiplantae; Streptophyta; Magnoliopsida; Sapindales; Anacardiaceae. Gene Ontology annotation, molecular function: DNA-3-methyladenine glycosylase activity. The record is from RefSeq and is a predicted model, not a curated record. Gene Ontology annotation, biological process: base-excision repair.
ACUUCUUCCCCUUCAUCCCCUCCUUCAAUACCACAUCAUCAUCAUCUCUCUUUCAUUUCAUUUCCCUUCAAGCUAGCUUGUACAAUUUCUUUUCUUUUCAUUAUUAAUCAAUCUUAUAUAGUAUACUACUGUUUCAUUUUCCUAGCUAAAACAUACCAACAUGUGUAGUUCUAAGGCUAAAGUCACCACUGGCAUUGAAGUCACACCGGCUGUUGCUAAAAUUAAUGGCAGGCCGGUUCUUCAACCUACCUGCAACCGUGUUCCUAACCUAGAACGCCGUAAUUCGUUGAAGAAAUUAUCAACAAAACCUUCUUCUCUUCCACCCCCACCACCAUUGCCAACUUUUGUUUCUAAGACUUCUCUCACUCCUCCUAUUUCUCCCAAGUCAAAGUCACCUAGGCCACCAGCCAUUAAGCGAGCUGGUAGUGACAACAAUGGGCUGAAUUCGAGCUCCGAAAAAGUUGUUAUUCCUAGAAACACCAUCAAGACUUUAGAGAGAAAGAAGUCUAAAAGUUUUAAGGAAGGUGGUCUUGGUCUUGGCAAUAAUAAUAUAGAGGCUUCCUUGAGUUAUUCUUCUUCUUUGAUUGUUGAGUCACCAGGAAGCAUUGCUGCUGUGAGGAGGGAACAAAUGGCUCUUCAACAUGCUCAACGUAAGAUGAGAAUUGCUCAUUAUGGAAGAUCAAAGUCUGCCAAAUUUGAAGCCAAAAUUGUUCCUAUUGAUAAUUCUAGCAGCACCACCGCAACAAAAGCUACUGAGGAAGAGAGGAGAUGCAGCUUUAUCACUCCAAAUUCAGAUCCCAUCUAUGUGGCUUACCAUGAUGAAGAAUGGGGAGUUCCAGUCCAUGAUGAUAAUAUGUUGUUUGAAUUGCUUGUGCUGAGUGGUGCUCAAGUUGGCUCUGAUUGGACUUCAAUCUUGAAGAGACGACAAGAUUUCGGGGAUGCAUUUUCAGGUUUUGAUGCAGAAACAGUGGCCAACUUGACUGACAAACAAAUGAUGUCAAUUAGUACACAAUAUGCCAUUGAUAUGAGCCGGGUUAGAGGGGUUGUCGACAACGCUAUCCGGAUUCUUGAGAUUAAAAAGGAGUUUGGAUCAUUAGAGAAAUACAUAUGGGGAUUUGUUAACCACAAGGCUAUCAACACACAGUACAAAUUUGGCCACAAAAUUCCGGUGAAGACAUCAAAAUCAGAAAGCAUAAGUAAGGACAUGGUUAGGAGAGGUCUGAGGUUCGUGGGUCCAACAGUGGUCCAUUCAUUCAUGCAAGCCGCCGGCCUAACCAACGACCACUUAAUCACCUGCCACAGGCACCUGCCAUGCACCUUAUUAGCCGCUCGCCGCCGCCCCAUAAGCAAUGCUACUAAUCAAGAACCAACCACUGAUGAUCAUCAAUUAUAGACUGAUCUAAUAUAUUCCUUUUCUAACUAUAUAUAUAUAUGUUUUACUUUGAAUGGUUUGUGUAACAUAUGGGAUAUAUAGGGAAAAUUAAAAACUAAAGGGGGGUUGUGACUUUUAGUUUGAGUUUAUGAGAAGUUUUAAUCAGUCUGAUACUUUUGAAUGAGUAGUGUGAGUGUGUUGAAAAUAGGAAAAAGAAAGAAAAGAACAGGAAAAAAAGGGAGUUUGGGAUAAGUGUUUUGGUGGAGGAGACAGAUGAGAGCAUGUGGAAAUGGGAGCAAAUGCAUGUGUGGUGUGUCAGUUACUUUUUAAAUUCCAUGUGAGAAUCGAUCACACUUGAAUUAUUUGAUCAGUUUGCUUUCCUUUAACAGGCUGUGUUGUUAUAGAAGGAGCGUCUGUGUAGACCCACCAUCCAUAUUUCUGCCUUACCUAUACUUCUCUUCUCUCUUUUGCUUUUGGGAGUUUUGAGUUGUAAUUUAUAAUUAUCGUGUAUUGUAUUUGCUAACCCUUCUGGCUUUGGGUGAAUAUUAGCAGAAAACCCAAUAAUAUGUAUCUUGGAUUUGGUGUGGAAUGAUUAUAAAUCAUGUUUGAAACAUU